Messenger RNA from Xiphophorus maculatus (southern platyfish), 1708 nucleotides. RefSeq names its product secreted frizzled-related protein 2-like (gene sfrp2l). Gene Ontology annotation, molecular function: Wnt-protein binding. The record is from RefSeq and is a predicted model, not a curated record. NCBI's taxonomy places the organism in Eukaryota, Metazoa, Chordata, Actinopteri, Cyprinodontiformes, Poeciliidae. Gene Ontology annotation, biological process: non-canonical Wnt signaling pathway; negative regulation of canonical Wnt signaling pathway; canonical Wnt signaling pathway. The coding region runs from base 102 to 1127 and encodes 341 amino acids. The transcript is spliced from 3 exons.
AACCCCCUGUUUCUACCAAACACCUCUUUGUUUACACCCUAAGGAGAGUCAAGUCCAGGCAGUGCUGCUAGCUGUGAACAUUUCACUAAAGAACCAAAACCAUGUCUGUUUUUGUGCUCAGUUCUCUUAUGCUCUUCAGUGUGGUUUAUGCCUCCGACCCUGCGGAUCCAGUUCUGGUCGGACCUCCUACCAUCGUGUUCAGCUCUUCGUUCCGCUCGGUUUGUAAGCCUAUCCCCAGCACCCUGUCUCUGUGCCAAGGCAUCGGCUACCAGCGUAUGUGGAUCCCCAACCUGCUCGGCCACGACUCCCUGAAAGAGGCCAAGCAGCAGUCAGCCGCCUGGCUGCCGCUCGUCUCCAAGCUGUGCCACCAGGACACCAAGAAGUUCCUGUGCUCGCUGUUCGCCCCAGUGUGCCUGCCGGACCUCGGCGAGCCCGUGAGCCCCUGCAAGAGCUUGUGCGAGGCCGUGCGGGACGGCUGCGUGCCCGUGAUGAGCGCCUUCGGGUUCCCCUGGCCCGAGAUGUUUAACUGCUCUCGGUUCCCGAGCGGCACCGAGCUCUGUAUCCCGUCAACAGGACAGCUGGAGGAGCGGACGGAAGAGGAGGUCAGGCGUGAGGAGGAGCUGAAAGAGAGCAUCAUCUGUGAUGCCUGUUCUCUGACUGCUGAAGGAGAAUCUGACAUCCAGCAAAACUUCUGCCACAGUCCAUAUGCUAUAAAGAUGCGUCUGGACAGUGUCUCAACAGUGGGAGGUGACCGUCAGCUGGUGCCUGUGGCCCGCAGCCGCAUCCUGAGGUGGGCCGGGGGAGGUGCAGAGAGGGCGCAGGAGUUCGGAGGCGCAACGACCCACAGGGCUCUGUGGCUGCAGGAAGGAGGCAGCUGUACUUGUCCCGGCUUAGACUUGGCAGAGACAAACAACAAGCAAGAGCAAAAUGUAGAGCCGGUUGACAAAAAAAAGGCAAAGAGAGGAGGAAGGCUGGAGAAUAGACCCAAAGAUGGAUGGUUCCUGGCCCUAGCUCAGGCCGAAGAAGGAAGACUUAUUUUGACUCGACUCGUUAAGUGGACCCGAGAGGACAAAGAGCUAAAGAAGUUCAUCAGAAGUCUUCUGAAAAAGCCUUGUCCAGAGCUGUAAACAAUUCGCCGUUUUAGUUCGUUGCAGAAUGGAGCCUGUGUGCUACCAGCAGUAACACCUUAUAUUGAUUCACCUAAAUAUAACAAACACAAUGAUUCCUAAAUACUACAUUUAAAGAAACUUUCCUGCCAAAGUUUAAAAAAAAACUUUAGACAUCAGAAAGCAUAAAAGAAACGCCUUCAGUGUGGGAAGAUGGUUUUUGUGUUUGUACUGACCAAUGUGUCUGAUAAUUGAGUUCACUGAUGAUUUCCAUUUCCUAUUCCAUUUAGCAAAACAUAAGCAAAACGUCUGCUGGAUUUGUUAAAAAUGUUAAUUAUUAAAAGGCAUAGUUCUACGUGGGAGCUGGGGAGGAUCUGAAGAGUCAAGACAAGAAACUAAGUGGGUGAGGGGACAGAAGCAUCAACAGUGGAGAACAUUUUUUAUGACACUGAACAACAUUAGAAAAUUGUAAACUGAGGCUGCUUUCAUCGUUUUCACCUUGUGAAAUGGUAUUAGUUCUUUUUCACAUGCAUAUUUCCAGUUCUAAAUGCAUCUUUCCCAUGUUUUGAAAGUAUGAAAUAAUAAAAAAAAAUUAUAUCUGG